CACUAUCACAUUAUUUCACUUUUAUUACUCAUUAUAUAUGUAAAUUAAGGAUAGAUCGAUGCGAUAGUUCUAAUAGCGCGCUCACCGAACUCAGUCCAAAUCAUACGCGGAAACACGUUUUUGUUUGUAAUGCAGACGUGAACUUCGAACUUUGUCCUGAACGGAAUUAGUAAUACUUCGAUAAGAGAAAUUGAUAACAUAUGUUCCAAAAUUUGUAGUGUGAAGGUAUUUAUAAUUUCGUGAAUAUAUUGUGUACAGCUUUGAGGCAGAUAUUAAUCGAACGCAGGUAAUAAUCGAAAUGCAUUGAACAUAACAAAGGAAAAUUCGUGAUUCAUUCUUCAAAUGGAUAAAUCGUGGUUCAUUCUUCAUCUCCUGGCAGCAUGUGCACAUCUAUCAUAUCAGAAAUCAACAAUAGAUUCACCAACAUACAUAGCAGCUGUGGUAGAAUAUUCCCCAAUAUAUUUAACAAACAGCGCCGAGACUUUGAAAGCAAAUACAAAAGCGUACGUUAAAUAUAUUAAAACAGCUAGUUUAAAUAAUACUGAUAUAAUUGUUUUCCCUGAAGAUGGCUUGACAACAAUACAUUUGCCAGAAAGACAACAAAUGGAGGAUUGGACAACUAUUAUUCCUAGCGCCUCACUUAAUUAUAUACCUUGUAUUCAAGACACUAUUGAAGUUAGCGAAACAUUGAAAAAUAUAUCAUGCGCUGCAAGAGAUAAUGAAAUCUAUGUGGUAAUCAAUAUUGCUGAGAAAGUUCCUUGCACUGAUGUAUCUUGCCCGAAAGAUAAAAUGUUCUAUUAUAACAGUAAUGUUGCAUUUGAUCGCACGGGAAAGAUUAUUGCUAGGUAUCGUAAAACAAAUCUUUUUACGGAACCACAAUUUAAUGUGACAGCAAUACCAGAGAUAGUGAGCUUUGAUACUGAUUUUGGAGUGACAUUUGGAACUUUUAUAUGCUUUGAUAUAUUAUUCCAUGAACCUGCGUUACAAUUGACAAGGGUUCAUAACGUUACUGAUUUUGUAUAUCCUACAGCAUGGUUUUCUGAAGUACCAUUCUUAACAGCUGUACAAACUCAAGCAGGAUGGUCGUUUGCUGAAGAUGUAAAUCUUUUAGCUUCGGGUUAUAACAGACCUGCUGGUGGCAAUACAGGCAGUGGAAUCUACUUAGGUCGUGAAGGAAUUGCCAAGGCAGUAUUUUCUAAAAUUACACAUAAUGAAGUAUUGAUAUCUGAAGUACCUAAAAUAAAAGGAGAAACUAAACAUCAUAAAAAAUAUCACGACCAUUCAAAUGAUCAAAAUCAGAAAGAUUGGUACUUCUUUGGGAAGGAACAUAUGCAUGAUGAAUUACCGAAAAAACGACAAGACAAUAUUAUAGUAGCUAAUAGUGAAAUAGUUUUCUUAUACGAUAAUAUUCAAGUUUUUCAAACGUUUCCUUUAGAAAGAAAUGCCAAGGAAACCGUUUGUCAAAAUGACUUCUGCUGCGAGUUCAAAGUAGAAAUUGCGGAAAUAGAUCCAAAUACAAAAUAUCGUUUAGCAGUUUUCAGUGGUACUCGUCGUUAUGUUGUCGUUGAUGCUAACAUACGUGCAUGUGGCGUAAUUCAAUGUUUGAAUGAUUCAAUCUCGUCAUGCGGUUCUGUAGAAAAGUCGGAAACGGUGUUUAAUAAUAUUGGAAUUACAACAACUAUUCACGAUUACGAAAAUCAUUUAAUCAUGCCGUCUACACUAAAUGCAGAUAUAUUUCCGCUUAAAGAUUGGACAUUCGACGAGCGUAUUCAGGACAAUGACGUACAUAUUAACAUAUUCUUAAACAAUAAUACGAACAACUUAGUGACAUUUGGAAUAUAUGUGAGAAACUUUAAUAAGAACAAUUCAAAUAGGACAUCCUUCUGUAGCAUUAAUUAUUUCGUAAUAUUAUUAGUUACUUUCAUAUUGUCAAAAUUCUAAGUUAUAUAUGUAUAUAUGUAACACGCUUAUAUUUGUAUCUAUCAUUAUUUUUAUAUAGAGAUUUUUGAUGUGAUAUGCUUUUUAUAAAUUGCUUUUACUUCUUAUCUACAAAUUAUUGGCGAUUAUUUAUUGGCGAUUUCGAUAUAAUUUAGUUGUUUAUCUUUGUUAAAUUUUGUUUCACGCUUAGAUUUCAGUUUCUUAAAUAAUUGAAAACUUACCUAAAAUAACAUUAUAACCAUUAAUUUUUCUUAUCAACUUGGGGCAUUUACGUAUGUAGAUGUGAAAUAUACAUAAUUUUUUAAUGU
Messenger RNA from Pogonomyrmex barbatus (red harvester ant), 2246 nucleotides. Its product is annotated as vanin-like protein 1. Lineage: Eukaryota; Metazoa; Arthropoda; Insecta; Hymenoptera; Formicidae. Gene Ontology annotation, molecular function: hydrolase activity, acting on carbon-nitrogen (but not peptide) bonds, in linear amides. The record is from RefSeq and is a predicted model, not a curated record.